AUGUCUCCUGCAAAGUCUACCGGGUUAAAGAGAAGCUCGACGGAAGACGGUUCCGUCUCUCCACCGCCUGUAAAGCGAAAAGCACAAUCAUCAAUCACUGAGAAGGCGGUGGCGAGUUUCUUCACGCCAGCAUCGCAGAAAGAGCCCGAGAAGAUUACAUGGCGCAUUGUGCAUGACAGCCUUCUCGUCGGCCGCUACCUGACCGAGCCAGCGCCAACAAAUCGACCGGCACAGCACAGCAGGCGGAAAGUCGCAGCAUUUGACUUUGACUCGACGCUCAUAUCGUCCGCUUCGGGUCUCCGAUUUGCACGGGAUGCAACAGACUGGAAGUGGUGGCAGCCCAGCGUGCUGAGUCGACUGCAAAGCUUACACCAUGAUGGCUACCUUGUCGUCAUCUUGAGCAAUCAGGGCGGCAUUAGCCUCAAGAGUGACUCCAAGUCCCUGAAAAGUGACCUUAAACGACUCGGGGAUUUCAAGCGCAAAGUGACUGCAGUCUUCACCCAACUCGAUCUUCCGAUAAGCAUCUACGCUGCAACCAGUCGAGAUCGUUUCCGCAAGCCGCGCACGGGCAUGUGGGAACAGCUACUUGAGGACUUCCAUCUGACAGCGGCGCAUCAAAUUGAUCUCGAUGCGUCCUUCUUUGUGGGCGACGCCGGAGGUCGUACCGGCUACUCAGGCGGCGGCGUGUCCAAGGAUCAUUCAUGCUGCGACAGAGACUUUGCGACAAACGUGGGCAUAAAGUUUUUGACACCUGAGGAAUACUUUCUGGAAGAGGAGCCGAAGGAUUUUGUCCGAGAGUUCGAUCCUGCCAAGUACCUCAACAAUGGGGCAACAAGCUCUGCAGAUGCCACUUCGGUCAUAUUUUUAAAGGAAAAUCCACUCGACGUUGUCCUUUUUUGUGGUAGCCCAGGAGCGGGCAAAUCCACUUUCUAUUGGAACUACCUCAAGCCGCUUGGAUAUGAGCGGAUCAACCAGGACAUUCUAAAAACACGCGAGAAAUGUCUGAAGAAAGCCGCCGAGCUCGUCAAGGAAGGAACUGCGGUCGUUGUGGAUAACACCAAUCCUGAUCCCGAUACGAGGGCGCACUGGGUAAAGCUGGCGCGAAACUUCAAUGUGCCGAUUCGAUGCAUACAUUUUACAGCAAGCCCAAGGCUUUGCGAACACAACGAUGUGGUCCGAUCACUGAACGCUACCAUGAACCCUGAAAAGAGGGCCAUGUUGCCGAAACUAGCGUUCACGGGAUUCGCCUCAAGGUAUCGGGAGCCAAAACUGGAAGAAGGGUUUCAGGACAUCACGAAGGUGGACUUCACGUUCAAGGGAACACCAGAAGAAGAGAACAUCUGGAGGAAGUUUUGGAUUUAG
This is a messenger RNA of Coniosporium apollinis CBS 100218, 1362 nucleotides long. RefSeq lists its product as uncharacterized. The record is from RefSeq and is a predicted model, not a curated record. Bases 1 to 1362 code for a protein of 453 amino acids. Gene Ontology annotation, molecular function: polynucleotide 3'-phosphatase activity; double-stranded DNA binding; ATP-dependent polydeoxyribonucleotide 5'-hydroxyl-kinase activity. Gene Ontology annotation, biological process: DNA repair. The transcript has 10 exons. Lineage: Eukaryota; Fungi; Ascomycota; Dothideomycetes.